AUGGUGGUCGCGGAGGGCCUGAAGCUCACCGAGUUUGAGAUGAAAGAGACGCUCGGCACGGGGAGCUUUGGCCGGGUCCGCCUCGUCAGAUUCCGGCGCGACGGCCGGCACUACGCUCUCAAGAUCCUGAAGAAGGCGGAGGUGAUCCAUCUGAAGCAGGUAGAGCACGUCAAGACGGAGAAGCAGGUGCUUGCGCAGGUCUCGCACCCAUUCAUCGUCAACUUGUGCGGCGCCUUCCAGGACGCCCUCAACCUCUACCUGCUGAUGGAGUACGUCAUCGGCGGCGAGUUCUUCUCGCACCUGCGACGGGCGGGCCGCUUUCCCAACGACACAUCGCGUUUCUACGCCGCCGAGGUGGCGCUCGUCUUCGAGUACCUGCACAAGCGCAGCAUCCUUUACCGUGACCUCAAGCCGGAGAACAUCCUUCUCGACAGGGACGGCCACGUCAAGGUGACCGACUUUGGAUUUGCGAAGCAAGUGGAGUACCGCACGUGGACGCUCUGCGGCACGCCAGAGUACCUCGCGCCAGAGAUCAUUCUCUCGAAAGGGCACGGCAAGGCGGUGGACUGGUGGGCGCUUGGUGUGCUCUGCUACGAGAUGCUCGCGGGCUACCCGCCCUUUUACGACGAAGACCCGCUCGGCAUCUACCAAAAGAUUCUCGAGGGGAAGCUGAAAUUCCCGUGGCACUUUGACCGGCAUUCGAAGGACCUGAUCAAGAAGCUGCUCACCGCGGACUUGACCAAGAGAAUAGGCAACCUUAAGGGCGGAGUGGAUGAUAUUAAAAAGCACAAGUGGUUCACUGGGCUCGACUGGCAAGGCGUCCUGUCGAUGCAAGUCAGCCCGCCGAUCAAGCCGAGCGUGCGGAGCGACCACGACACGUCCAACUUUGAGAAGUAUCCCGAUUCCUUCGAGGAGGGCGCGCCGAUUGACAAACGCGAUCAAGAGCUAUUUGUGGACUUUUAG
Molecule: messenger RNA, 963 nt
Organism: Emiliania huxleyi CCMP1516
Lineage: Eukaryota; Haptophyta; Isochrysidales; Noelaerhabdaceae
Exons: 2
Coding region: 1-963 (320 amino acids)
Biological process (GO): peptidyl-serine phosphorylation; signal transduction
Cellular component (GO): cAMP-dependent protein kinase complex
Molecular function (GO): ATP binding; cAMP-dependent protein kinase activity
Source: RefSeq, a predicted model, not a curated record